AAAAUAUAAAAAAUACAUGUAGAGUCUAAUGAUUAAAAUAACCCCAAACAUGAGGCCGAAAUCUACGGAUCGGCCUUAUAUAAUCUUCAGACCUGUGCUGCGGUCUAAAUGCGAACCACCGGUUUGACGAAGACCUAUCAUCGGCAUCGCUGCCAAACUCUGGCAAGCAGGCUACUUUCACUUUCAUUUGUCAAUUUAAAUGACAGCGCUCCGGCUGAGCGUCCAGAAACUGAGGGCGAGGCUACUGAGACGAUUGCCAGUCUUGACCACAGCAUUUAUCAGGGUACAACCUACUGCGGAGAGAUUCCUCAGCGCCAAAACAUCCACUACGAUGGACGGAGUUAUGGGAGCCCGAGAUUCUGGACGGUUCGUCACAGAGAACAGCAAAGAUGUGUUUGUCAAUGAUGAUGGCGUGGAAAAGCUGGCAAAGAUACUGUAUGAGAAAGUGAAAUGUGGAGACUUCAACGUGACGAUGUGGAGGAAGCAUGAGCUCAACCCUCAGGGCAUGGACGAAGACGCCGUCAACUGGGUUUUUGUUUCGGCGGUUUUGAACUUCUCCUUUUGGUCCCAGAAGCCCACGGACAGGUUUGCGGUUACCUACAAAGACAAACAACACACUGGCUACUGGUCCUUGUGUGCAGCUAUGAACCGGGCCCUAGAUGAAGGCAUUCCAUUCACCACAGCAUCCUAUUAUGCAACAGUAGAUUUGGACACAAUGAAGAAAAUUUUCCGCUCAGACAAUGAGUUUGAAAUUCCAAUGUUGGAGGAAAGGGUGAGAGUUUUGAACGAGGCCGGGAAAGUUCUCUUGGAGAAAUACAAUGGCUCCUUUGCUAAUGUGAUCAAAGAGGCUGGUAAAAGUGCCCAAGCCCUGCUGAGGAUAGUGGUGAACAACUUCCCAAGUUUUCAAGAUGUUGCCGAAUUCAGUGGAAAGAAAGUGGGCAUCUACAAAAGAGUUCAGAUCCUGAUAGGAGACGUCUGGGGAUGUUGUGAAGGGAAAGGACUCGGAGAGUUUGAUGAUAUAGACACCAUCACCAUGUUUGCUGACUACAGAAUCCCUCAAGCCCUGGUGUUCUAUGGUGUCUUGAAGUACUCAGACAGCUUAAUGGAGAAGUUGAAGCAAGUUCCUUUGCUGAAAAGUGGAGAGAGAAUAGAGGUAGAGAUACGAGGAGUUAGCCUGUGGGCGUGUGAGCUCGUUCGAGACAAGAUCCUUGAGCUGUUGAAGGCAGACAGGGAGAAAGACGUGUCCAGUUAUGACGUCAACGCCAUCCUUGUGGACCACUACUUGUGGGACGUCCGGCGGGAACUGGCCGAUCAAAUGAUGGACAUCCCGUUUCAUCGCUGUCGAGGAAUCUUCUACUGACGGGAGUCGUUUGUAGUGUUUGUUUGAUGAUUUGUUAUACCAUUGAAAUUCAACAUAGAAUG
Aplysia californica (California sea hare) is the source of this 1422-nucleotide messenger RNA. RefSeq names its product queuosine salvage protein. The transcript has 10 exons. NCBI's taxonomy places the organism in Eukaryota, Metazoa, Mollusca, Gastropoda, Aplysiida, Aplysiidae. The coding region runs from base 200 to 1360 and encodes 386 amino acids. The record is from RefSeq and is a predicted model, not a curated record.